UGGGGGCCUGAAACGUGAAACCCGGCGGGCGGUCAGGCGAUGUCCCCGGCCUGCAGGCCCUGGGGGGGGCCGGGACACGCUCUCCCCCCAGCACACAGCGGUCACCCGGCCUGGCGAGGGGACCAAGUGCCACUGGCCCUGAUAAACGCGGCCAGGGCGGUGUGGCGGGGCCCGGCCAGGAGCUGAGGCCCCUCAGGUGGCCAAGUCUGGGCUGGGGCUCGUCCCGGGACGCCGCGGGCUCAGCGAUGGGCAACUGAAUGGUGCUGGUGGCCGCGCUCCUGCUGAUCCUCGCGCUGCUGAUCUGCCUCAAGAUGUCCAGCUCUAGCCACAGGAAGGAGGAGAUGCCCGAGCAGAGCCCGGCCUCGCUGCCCCCCUCAGGGCUGGCAGCCCCCCUGGCACAGCCGAGCCCCCCGGCCCCAAGCCUCCCCCUGCAGCUUGGCAGGGCUGCCAUGGGGGAGCAGGAGCAGAUCGCGGUGUACAACCCCGCCGCUCUCCGCCGGCCGGCCUUGGCCAAAUUUGUGCUGGGCUCCUUUGAUGAAAACUCCUCCGACGAUGAGGUGGUGGCUGCAGCCUUCAGGGUGGGCAGCCGGCGCAGCAGCCUGGCUGGUGCAGGGGGAUCCAGUGCUGAGGCCCCCACCGUGACCGCCUCGUCGGAGCCCACCGCUGGCAUGAGGCCUAGCAUGUCCGGGCUGCACCUGGCGAAGCGCGGCCGCGAGCACAGGAAGAUGGACCUGCAGCGGGACUUCACCGUCGCCUCGCCCGCCGAGUUUGUCACCCGCUUCGGGGGGAACCGUGUCAUCGAGAAGGUCCUGAUCGCCAACAACGGCAUCGCCGCUGUCAAGUGCAUGCGCUCCAUCCGCCGGUGGGCCUACGAGAUGUUCCGAAACGAGCGUGCCAUUCGCUUUGUGGUCAUGGUUACCCCUGAAGAUCUCAAGGCUAAUGCAGAGUACAUCAAAAUGGCUGAUCACUACGUGCCCGUCCCUGGGGGGGCCAACAACAACAACUACGCCAAUGUGGAGCUGAUCGUGGACAUUUCCAAACGGAUCCCGGUCCAGGCUGUAUGGGCUGGCUGGGGACAUGCCUCGGAAAACCCCAAGCUGCCAGAGCUGCUGCAGAAAAAUGGGAUAGCUUUCCUAGGUCCCCCCAGCGAUGCCAUGUGGGCACUGGGGGACAAAGUCGCCUCCACCAUUGUGGCUCAGACAGUCCAGAUCCCCACUCUGCCAUGGAGCGGGAGCGGUCUAGUGGCCCAGUGGUCUGAGGAGGACCAGAAGGGUCAGCAGAUGAUCAGCAUCCCCCUCGAGACGUACGCACAGGGCUGUGUGAAGGACGUGGAGGAAGGCCUGGAGGUGGCCAAGAGGAUCGGCUACCCGCUGAUGGUCAAGGCAGCAGAAGGUGGUGGGGGCAAAGGCAUCCGAAAAGUGGAGGCAGCAGAGGAACUUGGUGCCUGCUUCCGACAGGUGCAGGCAGAGGCACCCGGCUCGCCCAUCUUCCUGAUGCAGCUGGCUCAGCACGCGCGGCACCUGGAGGUGCAGGUGCUGGCCGACGAGUACGGCAACGCCAUCUCCCUCUUCGGCCGUGACUGCUCCAUUCAGCGGCGGCACCAGAAGAUCAUCGAGGAGGCACCCACCACUAUCGCAGCUCCUGCUGUCAUCGAGGUGAUGGAGAAGUGUGCGGUCCGCCUGGCGCAGAUGGUGGGCUACGUGAGCACGGGCACCGUGGAGUACCUCUACAGUGAGGACGGGAGCUUCCACUUCCUCGAGCUGAACCCGCGCCUGCAGGUCGAGCACCCCUGCACGGAAAUGAUUGCAGAUGUGAACCUCCCUGCUGCCCAGCUCCAGAUUGCAAUGGGCAUCCCCUUGCACAGGAUAAAAGACAUCCGAGUGCUGUACGGGGAGAGCCCGUGGGGCGAUACGCCCAUCUGCUUCAACAGCCCCACCAACGUCCCCGUGCCCAGGGGCCACGUCAUCGCUGCACGCAUCACCAGCGAGAACCCCGAGGAGGGUUUCAAGCCCAGCUCAGGGACAGUGCAGGAGCUGAACUUCCGCAGCAGCAAGAACGUCUGGGGGUACUUCAGCGUGGCAGCUGCCGGGGGCCUGCACGAAUUUGCCGAUUCCCAGUUUGGGCACUGCUUCUCGUGGGGAGAGAACCGGGAGGAGGCCAUUUCGAAUAUGGUGGUGGCCCUGAAAGAGCUCUCCAUCCGCGGGGAUUUUCGGACCACGGUGGAGUAUCUGGUUAAACUUCUGGAGACAGAGAGCUUCCAGAACAACGAGAUCGACACUGGCUGGCUGGACCACCUGAUCGCCGAGAAAGUGCAGGCAGAGAAGCCGGACACGAUGCUGGGUGUCAUCUGUGGUGCCCUGAAUGUCGCAGAUGCUGCCUUCAGGACGUGCAUGACUGACUUUCUGCACUCGCUGGAGAGGGGCCAGGUGCUGCCUGCAGCCUCCUUGCUGAACAUCGUUGACGUGGAGCUCAUUUAUGAGGGUGUGAAGUACGUUCUGCAGGUUGCCCGCCAGUCCUUGACCACGUACGUCAUCAUCAUGAACCGCACUCACAUCGAGAUAGACGUGCACCGCCUCAACGACGGGGGGCUGCUUCUCUCCUACAACGGCAACAGCUACACCACCUACAUGAAGGAGGAGAUCGACAGGUACCGGAUCACCAUCGGCAACAAAACGUGCGACUUCGAGAAGGAGAAGGACCCGACGGUGCUGCGCUCGCCCUCCGCGGGGAAGCUGCUGCAGUACACGGUGGACGACGGCGGGCACCUCGCCGAAGGGAGCGUGUUUGCAGAGAUCGAGGUGAUGAAGAUCAUCAUGACGCUGACGGUGGAGGAGGCAGGUCGGGUGCACUACGUCAAGCGGCCGGGUGCGCUGCUGGAGGCAGGCUGCGUCAUAGCCCACCUCGAGCUGGACGACCCCACCAAAGUGAAGCCUGCGCAGCCGUUCACAGGGGGGCUCCCGGCCCAGCAGACCCUCCCCAUCACCGGCGAGAAGCAGCAUCAGGUUCUCCGCAACGUGCUGGACAACCUCACCAAUGUGAUGAAUGGGUACUGCCUGCCCGAGCCCUACUUCAGUGCCAAGGUGAAGGAGUGGGUGGCGCAGCUGAUGAAAACCCUGCGGGACCCUUCCCUGCCCCUCCUGGAGCUGCAGGAAAUCAUGACAAGCAUUUCAGGAAGAAUCCCUCUCUCUGUGGAGAAGUCGAUCCGGAAGGUGAUGGCACAGUAUGCCAGCAACAUCACCUCCGUGCUCUGCCGCUUUCCCAGCCAGCAGAUCGCCACGGUGCUGGACACCCACGCAGCCACACUGCAGAGGAAGGCCGAGCGGGAGGUCUUCUUCAUGAACACGCAGAGCGUGGUGCAGCUGGUGCAGAGGUACCGCAGUGGCAUCCGCGGCUACAUGAAGGCGGUGGUGCUGGACCUGCUGCGGCGCUACCUGCAAGUGGAGAUGCAGUUCCAGCAAGGUGAGGGCUUGGGGGCUCUGGGGACCGGGGGGCUCUCGGGGGAGGCUGCAGGGCUCACGGUGCUCUGCCCCACAGCUCACUACGACAAGUGCGUCAUCAGCCUGCGGGAACAGUACAAACCUGACAUGACUCCGGUGCUCGAGAGCAUCUUCUCCCAUGCCCAGGUGGCGAAGAAGAACCUGCUGGUGACCAUGUUAAUUGACCAGCUGUGUGGCCGUGACCCCACGCUGACGGACGAGCUGACGGCCAUCCUAAACGAGCUGACACAGCUCAGCAAGACUGAACACUCCAAAGUGGCGCUGAGAGCCCGGCAGGUGCUCAUCGCCUCUCACCUGCCCUCCUACGAGCUGCGGCACAACCAGGUGGAGUCCAUAUUCCUCUCUGCUAUCGACAUGUAUGGACACGAAUUCUGCCCUGAGAACCUGAAGAAACUGAUCCUCUCGGAAACCACCAUUUUUGAUGUGCUGCCCAUCUUCUUCUACCACAGCAACCAGGUUGUGCGCAUGGCAGCGCUGGAGGUGUACGUGCGGCGCGGGUACAUCGCCUACGAGCUGAACAGCCUGCAGCACCGGCAGCUCUCGGAUGGCACCUGCCUGGUGGAGUUCCAGUUCAUGCUGCCCUUCUCCCACCCCAACAGGAUGUCUGUCCCCAUCAGCAUCUCCAACCCCGACCUGGCCCGGCACAGCACCGAGCUCUUCAUGGACAGUGGCUUUUCUCCCCUGAGCCAGCGCAUGGGAGCCAUGGUGGCCUUCGACAAAUUCGAGGACUUCACGAGGAACUUCGAUGAAGUGAUCUCAUGCUUUGCCGACCCGCCUUUGGAGAGCUCGAUCUUCAGCGAGGCACGAGCCACGGUCUACGAGGAGGAGGAUGCCAAGAACAUCCGCGAGGAGCCAAUCCACAUCCUCAACAUCGCGCUGCGCUGCGCAGACCACGUGGAGGAUGAGAAGCUGGUGCCGAUCUUCAGAGCCUUUGCCCAGUCCAAGAAAAGCAUCCUUGUUGACUGCGGUCUCCGGAGAAUCACGUUUCUCAUUGCCCAGCAGAGAGAAUUCCCAAAGUUUUUCACAUUCAGAGCCAGGGACGAGUUCGCGGAGGACCGCAUCUACCGGCACCUGGAGCCGGCGCUGGCCUUCCAGCUGGAGCUGAGCCGCAUGCGCAACUUCGACCUGACGGCCAUCCCCUGCGCCAACCACAAGAUGCACCUCUACCUGGGCGCCGCCAAGGUGCAGGCAGGCACCGAGGCCACUGACUACCGCUUCUUCAUCCGCGCCAUCGUGCGGCACUCGGACCUCAUCACCAAGGAGGCCUCCUUCGAGUACCUGCAGAACGAGGGCGAGCGGCUGCUCCUGGAGGCGAUGGAUGAGCUGGAGGUGGCCUUCAACAACACCAGCGUCCGCACCGACUGCAACCACAUCUUCCUCAACUUUGUCCCAACUGUCGUCAUGGACCCCUCCAAGAUCGAGGAGUCGGUACGGUCCAUGGUGAUGCGCUAUGGCAGCCGCCUCUGGAAGCUGCGGGUCCUGCAGGCCGAGGUGAAGAUCAACAUCCGCCUGACGCCCACCACCGCGGCCAUCCCCAUCCGCCUCUUCCUGACCAACGAGUCCGGCUACUACCUGGACAUCAGCCUCUACAAGGAAGUGAGGGACUCCGGCACCGGCAACAUCAUGUUCCAGUCGUACGGGGACAAGCAGGGGCAGCAGCAUGGGAUGCUCAUCAACACCCCCUACGUCACCAAGGACCUGCUUCAGGCCAAGCGCUUCCAGGCACAGUCCUUGGGCACCACCUACGUGUACGACUUCCCAGAGAUGAUCAGGCAGGCUCUCUUCAAGCUGUGGGGCUCCUCAGACCUGUACCCCAAGGAUGUCCUGACGUACACCGAGCUGGUUCUGGACUCACAGGGACACCUGGUGCAGAUGAACAGGCUCCCUGGAGGCAAUGAGGUGGGGAUGGUUGCCUUCAAAAUGAAGCUGAAGACCCCCGAGUACCCGAAGGGCCGGGACAUCGUGCUCAUCUGCAACGACAUCACGCACAAGAUCGGCUCCUUCGGGCCGGAGGAGGACCUGGUCUUCCUGCGGGCCUCGGAGCUGGCCCGGGCUGAAGGCAUCCCCCGCGUCUACAUCGCCGCCAACAGCGGCGCCCGCAUCGGCUUCGCCGAGGAGAUAAAACACAUGUUCCAAGUGGCCUGGGUGGACCCCGAGGACCCCUACAAGGGCUUCAAGUACCUGUACCUGACUCCCCAGGACUACACAAGGAUCAGUGCCAUGAACUCGGUGCACUGUGAGCAUGUGGAGGAAGGGGGCGAGUCCAGGUAUGUCCUCCUGGACAUCAUUGGGAAGGACAAUGGAUUUGGGGUGGAAAACCUGCGAGCUGCUGGCACCAUCGCUGGGGAGUCCUCUCGUGCCUACGAUGAAAUCGUGACCAUCAGCAUGGUGACGUGUCGUGCCAUCGGGAUCGGCGCGUACCUGGUGAGGCUGGGCCAGCGCGUCAUCCAGGUGGAGAACUCCCACAUCAUCCUCACCGGCGUCACAGCUCUCAACAAGGUGUUGGGGCGUGAAGUUUACACAUCCAACAACCAGCUGGGGGGCGUGCAGAUCAUGCACAACAACGGCGUUUCCCAUCUCACUGUCCCAGAUGACUUUGAAGGUGUCUACACCAUCCUGCAGUGGCUCUCGUACAUGCCCAAGGAUAACCGGAGCCCAGUGCCCGUUACUGCCAUAAGCGACCCCAUUGAAAGAGAAAUUGAUUUUGUCCCCUCCAAAGUCCCCUAUGACCCCAGGUGGAUGCUGGCAGGGAGGCCUCACCCAACUCUCAAGGGGACGUGGCAGAGCGGCUUCUUUGACCAGGGAAGCUUCCAGGAGAUCAUGAGGCCGUGGGCUCAGACAGUCGUGGUUGGCAGAGCGAGGCUGGGAGGGCUCCCCGUGGGUGUCAUCGCUGUCGAGACCCGCUCGGUGGAGGUGACCAUACCCGCAGACCCUGCCAACCCCGACUCAGAGGCAAAGAUAAUCCAGCAGGCAGGACAGGUCUGGUUCCCAGACUCUGCCUUUAAAACAGCCCAGGCUAUUCGGGACUUCAACCGGGAGCAUCUCCCGCUGAUGAUCUUUGCCAACUGGAGGGGCUUCUCCAGUGGCAUGAAAGACAUGUACGACCAAAUGCUGAAGUUCGGCGCCUUCAUUGUCGACAGCCUCCGGGAUUUCAAGCAGCCCAUCCUGGUGUACAUCCCGCCGCACGCGGAGCUGCGGGGCGGCUCCUGGGUGGUCAUCGACUCCACCAUCAACCCCCUGUACGUGGAGCUCUAUGCGGACAAGGAGAGCAGGGGCGGCAUUUUGGAGCCUGGGGGAACAGUGGAGAUCAAGUUCAGGAAGAAAGAUUUGGUGAAGACCAUGAGGAGGAUCGAUACGGUUUAUGCCAGGCUUGUUGAGCAGCUGGGGACACCUGAGCUGUCCGAGGCUCAGCGCAAGGAGCUGGAGAAGCAGCUCAAGGCCCGGGAGGAGCUCCUGCUGCCCAUUUACUACCAGGUGGCCGUGCACUUCGCCGACCUGCACGACACCCCAGGCCGCAUGCAGGAGAAAGGCGUCAUCACGGACAUCCUGGAGUGGAAAAACGCCCGGUCCUUCCUCUACUGGCGGCUGCGACGGCUGCUGCUGGAGGAAGUGGUGAGGAUGGAGAUCCUAAACGCCAACAGUGAGCUGAGCCACAUCCACAUCCAGUCCAUGCUGCGGCGCUGGUUCAUGGAGACCGAAGGAGCCGAGAAGGGCUACCUCUGGGACAACAACCAGGUGGUGGUGGAGUGGCUGGAGAAGCACAUGCAGGAGGACGACGGCACCAAGUCAGCCAUCCGAGAGAACAUCAAGUACCUGAAGCGGGACUACGUGCUCAAGCACAUCCGGAGCCUGGUCCAAGCCAAUCCAGAGGUGGCCAUGGACUGCAUCAUCCAGAUGGCGCAGCACAUCACCCGCACGCAGAAGGCUCAGGUCGCCCGUCACCUCUCGACGGUGGACAACAACAGCCCCUCCUGAGCCGGCGGCAGGAGGGGCACCGGGACACGCUGCUGCUCAGAGGCCAGACCUCACCUCCCCACCCAGUCCCUCAGACCUCGAUCUGGAGCCUUGGACUCUUACCCUGUGCCUAAAUAAAUGCCGAUGUUUGUAUUUUAAGCUAUGAAGACAUUCUCUCUGCCUGUGCGGAGGGCCCUCUGGCGCUGCGGGCGUUCGUCAGAGGGGCAGCUUGGCAGAAGAUAACUUGGCCCGAGCCAAGGCUGGAGCCCGGAUCUGGUGCAAACACUGAUUUUUUAAAAAGAACUAAAAAUCUUUUACUGUGUUUUAGUUGCAAGCCUUGGCCUUAAUCUUUAAAAUGAGCACCAGUGUCAGGUGUAUCUCACAAGACUGGAUGGAGCUGGAAGUACAAACCGAAUGGCUGAGGCACCAAGAGGACAGAGGAGGAGGUCUCCGUCCGGCUCUGAGGCUGACCAUGCACUGGCACGAGGAAACGUAAAUCCUGCUGAAGAAGCAGUCUCAAACAGACGCUUUAAAAUAAACUCAGGAACUGUGAGGAGCA
This is a messenger RNA of Oxyura jamaicensis (ruddy duck), 8010 nucleotides long. RefSeq names its product acetyl-CoA carboxylase beta (gene ACACB). The coding region runs from base 258 to 7472 and encodes 2404 amino acids. The record is from RefSeq and is a predicted model, not a curated record. Lineage: Eukaryota; Metazoa; Chordata; Aves; Anseriformes; Anatidae. Gene Ontology annotation, biological process: fatty acid biosynthetic process. The transcript is spliced from 52 exons. Gene Ontology annotation, molecular function: ATP binding; metal ion binding; acetyl-CoA carboxylase activity.